UCAUAGCCCGUCCAUAUCAGCCUUAAAACCCACUCAGCUGGCAUGUGAAGGUCAGUUACACCCACUCUGGGUGCAUGUGACCUGUGCUGGUGGACAUCAGCGACUUCCCCCGGGAUCGUUAGCCGUGUCUUCUGACGGCGUUCAACAUGGCGAAGGUGGCUCCCCUGUGGGCUCUGUUCGUCUUCAUCACGCAGGCCGGAUCUGCUCGCAGUGACACCGUGUUCCUGCAGAGGAACGAGGGCGACUCCGUGGUCCUCCCCUGCGCCGUGGAGCCCAGGGACAGCAGCAAGCCCGUCCCUUACGGGGUCUACCUGAAGCGCCGCUGGCUGCAUCCCCGCGAGGUCCUGUUCAAGUACACCCAGGAAGAGCGCACCGUGGGCAGCGGCGAGGACGAGAACCGCAUCAAAGUCAGCGGAGACGCCGGCCUCCACGCUCUGAAUGUGACCAUCUCGCAGCUGAGGGCGGCGGACACGGACCGCUACGUCUGUGAGUUCAUGGUGGCCAGCAACAGCGCCAAGGACGAGGCGAGGCCCGGGAGCAGCGAGUUCCUCCUCCUCGUCAAGGCCGAUGCCCCCGCGAUGGCGGACGUAGGGCUGGUUGAGGCGUGCUCGGGGGGCUCGGCCGCGCUCCCCUGCCUCCCCCCGCGCGGCGAGGAGGCCCUGCCCGUGGAGGGCGUGAGUUUGACGCGGCAGAGGGGCCAGGCGCCCGCCGAGGUGCUGUACCACUCAAAGGGCCACGGCGGCGGCGGCGGCCCCCCUCCCGCCUCCGCCCCCCCCUCCGGGUUCCCCGCCGAGAGGGUGCAGCUGUCCUCGGCCCCCGGCCCCGGGGGCAUCGCCUACAAGCUGACCCUGCUGCAGCUGCAGCCGGCCGACAGCGCCCUGUACAGCUGCCAGCUGCUGCUGCGCGGCGAGCCCGACACCGGCACCAGGCUGGGGACACGGGCCGUCUUUGUGUCCGUGCAAGGAGGUCAGUGCGGCUGCUCCAACUACUCCACCCUGCUGUACGCCCUGUCCUCCGCUGUGGUCCUCCUCCUCCUGCUCCUCGCCCUCCUGUUUGUGCUGUUCUGCAAAGGCAAAGCCCGCCGCAGUGACAAGUCCCACCCUCAGCCCCCCAUCUACGAGGAGAUGACCGGGUUGCAGGCUUGCGGUCGAAAACCGCACCCCCGGCACCUGGAGGAACCGUCCGAGUACACAAACUGCCAGGUGAAGAAAUCCUGUCCCGAAAACCAUUACGAAAGCCCCAGCGGGGCCCUGGCCCCCCCGAGAGAUGAUCAGAAAUGAAAUGUCAGACAUUGAGCCCAUCUUCGCUAACUGGACCUCUGCAGCAUCUCCUGCAGGUUGUAAGCUUCUGCCUGCUCGUCUUCAGGUCAUCAGAGAGCACUGAAAUCUGUCAAAAAGUCCCCAGUUUAGGAUUAAAUACCUGAUUACAUUAAUCCAAAAUACCUCAAAAAGAAUAAAUCUAAAUAUUCCAUACAUAUCCUGCUUGUUGGUUUUUUUUUAUCGGUUUUCCCUCAUUUCUUAUAUACAUAUACACACAUUGAUCCGGGCACUUGUCCAUCCCUUGACCUUCAGUACACUCUACUAAUGUGACGGUGUGUUCACAUGUCUCUGUAAAAAAGCCUGCUGGCCUCCUGUGGAAGAAUUUACUUUAAACCCUGCUGGUGAGAGGUUCAGGGCCAAAGAACAGUUCUGAUCUGCUGAAGGUCAUCUGGGUCGGGUCUACUUUCUGUUCCCAGAGUCAACGCUGCUUCAGUUCUUCUGCUGAGUCGGCUCCUUUAAAUCCACAUUGAUGUUCCUGUUUUUAAAAAUCCUUGCUUUAUGUCUGGAGGUUUGUAACAGUUUUAUGUUGCCUUGUUGAAAUGUGCUAUACAAAUACCAAACUAGGACCUUUAUUAAUGCCAAUUCCUUGUAUUAAUUGUAUCUCCCACCACAAAUAAAUUGUUAAACCAUU
Messenger RNA from Pungitius pungitius (ninespine stickleback), 1950 nucleotides. RefSeq lists its product as uncharacterized. The record is from RefSeq and is a predicted model, not a curated record. Gene Ontology annotation, biological process: adaptive immune response. Gene Ontology annotation, molecular function: signaling receptor activity. NCBI's taxonomy places the organism in Eukaryota, Metazoa, Chordata, Actinopteri, Perciformes, Gasterosteidae. The transcript has 6 exons. The coding region runs from base 147 to 1280 and encodes 377 amino acids. Gene Ontology annotation, cellular component: membrane.